Messenger RNA from Amorphotheca resinae ATCC 22711, 813 nucleotides. RefSeq lists its product as hypothetical. The record is from RefSeq and is a predicted model, not a curated record. NCBI's taxonomy places the organism in Eukaryota, Fungi, Ascomycota, Leotiomycetes, Helotiales, Amorphothecaceae. The transcript has 3 exons. The coding region runs from base 1 to 813 and encodes 270 amino acids.
AUGAACUUGAGUGCUACUUCAACUGUAUCAAUGCCACCUCCUUUAACUCCCCAGUUGUACGCAGAAUAUCUGAGCGGCAAGCGAAUCACGAUCGUGGUGGGACCGGUGUUCAAGGGCUUCGAACUGAGAACGGCUGGGGCAUUGGAGCGUGCAAUGGCUAAGGGAUUCGAGCUCGCAACGGUCAAGGGAUUCGAGCUCUCGGAGUCCAUGCUCGCACAUGCCUCACCAUACUUUGCGAGUGCGUUCAAGGAUGGUAGACUAACCUACGAGCAUGCUUUCCUUGGCAUUCGCGCUGUAGUACUCCACAAUGUUACAAUCCGCUCUUUUGAAUUGGCCAUAUCGUACAUCUUCUCGUUUGAGAAGCGCUUCUUCAAGUUCGGCGUGAUCGGCUUCGGGGACGAGGGAGAUUUUAUCAGCGCGAUGAUAGAACUGAGCAGUCUCAACGAGACACUCCUCAUCCCAGGUCUGGACGAGGUUACGCGCAGCAGCUUGUCCUCGGUCCUGGCCAACAGCGACGCUCUUGGGAAUGAGCACAUCAGGAGAGCUUUCGAGCUUCUAGAGCCAAAGUCGGGAACACGAGAUGCGAUUGUUCGAAAAGCCUUCGCACACUUUCAGAGCAGAGACUGGGAGCUAGAGAGCCGAAACAUCUACGACGACUGGAAGUUCGGAGAGGCGCUUGAAAAUGAGAACGGAUUGCAGAGCGCAUUACAGAAGGGAGGGAGCACUACGACGUUCAACUUGAACUGUGACCUUGAGCAAAGGGUAUCGAGAUUUGCUCAUGGUAGCAAGAAGCAGUCUCCAACUCGAGAUUGA